GCAUUCCCACAACCAGACGCACUAAAGCUAGAUUCGGAUCAGAAUGAAACGUCAGGUAUUACUAUGUGUGUCACUUUUGUACGUGGUUUGUCUUGAGGCAGCCAUGAAGACCAAAGAUUUACCGAUGAAGAGAUGUAGCGGAAGAUGGCUGUGGGUUUGGUGUAGAAGAGGCGGUGUAGGAAAAUCCGACGGAACAUUGCCAUGUAAUCUCAACGUAUUUGACGCCAACAGCGAUGGCGUCAUAACGCUAGAGGAAUUUCAGAAACAUGUGACCCCAAAAUCAAGGUCAUAUAGCGAGACCAUUUUCUACAAAAUCGAUGCUAAUGCUGAUGGUGGCAUAACAGAAGCUGAAUUUACAGACAGCCUGCCAACACUGAGAGCUCAUAACGUAGCCAACUGUUAAUCAAAUCAGGAAAUAAUGCCAUUGGUAGAAGAGACAACUGCAAGUGUACACAACUUUAAAAUAAACUUUCUAAGCAAAGCAGUUUUGAC
Messenger RNA from Saccostrea cuccullata (small rock oyster), 492 nucleotides. RefSeq lists its product as uncharacterized. The transcript is spliced from 5 exons. The record is from RefSeq and is a predicted model, not a curated record. Gene Ontology annotation, molecular function: calcium ion binding. Bases 44 to 403 code for a protein of 119 amino acids. NCBI's taxonomy places the organism in Eukaryota, Metazoa, Mollusca, Bivalvia, Ostreida, Ostreidae.